Messenger RNA from Balaenoptera musculus (blue whale), 1399 nucleotides. RefSeq names its product prohibitin 2 (gene PHB2). The coding region runs from base 198 to 1097 and encodes 299 amino acids. The transcript has 10 exons. Gene Ontology annotation, cellular component: membrane; mitochondrion. Gene Ontology annotation, biological process: mitochondrion organization. The record is from RefSeq and is a predicted model, not a curated record. Lineage: Eukaryota; Metazoa; Chordata; Mammalia; Artiodactyla; Balaenopteridae.
CUUCCUGUGCCGCAAGCUCGGGUCCGCCGCAGGCUGGGGGGAGAGUUUAGAAGGGAGCGCACUUCCGGUGCCCUUUCUCCCGCGAGCACCUGGGGCCCGGGCCCUCGUGCGGAGGGUGCGAUCCGUAAACUGGAGAGCGGUAGAGGCGGGCCGGCACGCCCUUCGGACCACUGGUGCCGCCGGCCUCAGGACCGAACAUGGCCCAGAACUUGAAGGACUUAGCGGGACGGCUGCCCUCCGGGCCCCGGGGCAUGGGCACGGCGCUGAAGCUGCUGCUGGGGGCCGGCGCCGUGGCCUACGGCGUCCGCGAGUCGGUGUUCACCGUGGAAGGAGGGCAGAGAGCCAUUUUCUUUAAUCGGAUCGGAGGCGUGCAGCAGGACACCAUUCUGGCCGAGGGCCUUCACUUCAGGAUCCCCUGGUUCCAGUACCCCAUCAUCUAUGACAUUCGUGCCAGACCCCGAAAAAUUUCCUCCCCCACAGGCUCCAAAGACCUGCAGAUGGUGAACAUCUCCCUGCGGGUGCUGUCCAGACCCAACGCCCUGGAGCUUCCCAGCAUGUACCAGCGCCUGGGGCUGGACUACGAGGAGCGAGUGUUGCCGUCCAUCGUCAACGAGGUGCUCAAGAGCGUGGUGGCCAAGUUCAACGCCUCGCAGCUCAUCACCCAGCGGGCCCAGGUGUCCUUGUUGAUCCGACGGGAGCUGACAGAGAGGGCCAAGGACUUCAGCCUCAUACUGGACGAUGUAGCCAUCACUGAGCUGAGCUUUAGCCGAGAAUACACGGCUGCUGUAGAAGCUAAACAAGUGGCCCAGCAGGAGGCCCAGCGGGCCCAGUUCUUGGUGGAAAAAGCGAAGCAGGAACAGCGGCAGAAGAUCGUGCAGGCCGAGGGUGAGGCUGAGGCCGCCAAGAUGCUGGGAGAAGCUCUGGGCAAGAACCCAGGCUACAUCAAGCUGCGCAAGAUUCGGGCAGCCCAGAACAUCUCCAAGACGAUCGCCACAUCACAGAAUCGUAUCUAUCUCACUGCUGACAACCUUGUGCUGAACCUACAGGAUGAAAGUUUCACCCGGGGAAGUGACAGCCUCAUCAAGGGUAAGAAAUGAACCGCUGAACAAGAACUCCACCCCCAAGGGAGGAAGUGGAUCUUUUUCUUCCCCGGUUUUUGAGGAGCCAACUUGGGGCCCUACCCAGCCCCCACUGUCCUGCGAUGGUCCCUCUGCAUCUGUCCUCCCAGCCCUUCUCGGAUGAAGACUGACCAUUUUCAGGGGAGUGACAUUCCUCCCGGUGUCGGCCAGGGGUGUUGGGACAGUGUGUGAUUUCCUGCAGGGUUGAUUCCUCCCUCGUGGUCAGAAGCAACAACCACCACCCCAGAGAUUCUCAAUAAAUGUUUAUUACUUAAGCUGAA